Microthlaspi erraticum is the source of this 1365-nucleotide messenger RNA. The record is from the annotation of a GenBank genome assembly. NCBI's taxonomy places the organism in Eukaryota, Viridiplantae, Streptophyta, Magnoliopsida, Brassicales, Brassicaceae.
AUGUCCAUGGAGGUCAGUGUUCUCCGACCUCUCGCCGUCGCCGGAAAACCCACGCUUUUGCUUCAUCGCCCGAAAAAUCUCCCUCUUCUCCGUCUCUCACUGCCGAUUUCUCUUCCCAGUUUCACUCUUUCUUCUUCGACGUAUCGCCUCAUUUCGCCAAUAUCAUCCGCUGCACAAGAGAGUAACAUAAGUGUCUCGGAUGAAAGUGAUACGAGUGAGUGGGUGAUGCAAGAUUUUUAUACAUUGAGGAAAGACGUUGAAUUAGCAUCAGCUCGUGUUGAAGAGAUUAGAGCUUCCGCUGGUUUGCAGCAACUAGAACAAGAAAUUGAGAGUUUGGAAUCAAAAGCUACCGAUACUUCUUUUUGGGAUGAUCGUGCUAAAGCUCAAGAAACGCUCUCCGCUUUGAAUGAUCUCAAAGAUCGAUUGCGCUUGCUUUCUGAGUUCAAAACUAUGGUUGAAGAUGCGGAAACGAUUGUGAAACUAACAGAAGAGAUGGACUCUACUGAUGUUAGCCUACUCGAAGAAGCCAUGGGAAUCAUCAAAGAGUUGAACAAAUCUCUAGAUAAAUUCGAGCUAACACAGCUUCUAUCAGGACCAUAUGACAAAGAAGGCGCUCUAGUCUACAUCACAGCUGGAGCUGGAGGAACAGAUGCUCAGGAUUGGGCCGAUAUGCUGCUUAGGAUGUAUAUGAGAUGGGCAGAGAAGCAGAGGUACAAGACAAAAGUCGUUGAAAUGUCAAAUGGAGAAGAAGCUGGGAUCAAGUCAGCGACCCUUGAAAUCGAAGGCCGUUACGCAUAUGGUUAUCUUUCAGGAGAGAAAGGAACUCAUAGGAUUGUAAGACAAUCACCAUUCAAUUCCAAAGGCCUUCGCCAGACAAGCUUUUCCGGCGUGGAAGUGAUGCCGCUUCUGCCGGAGGAAGCGGUAGGUGUUGAUAUACCAGAGGAGGACCUUGAGAUUACUUUCACUAGAGCUGGUGGUAAAGGAGGACAGAAUGUUAACAAGGUUGAAACUGCUGUUCGGAUCACUCACAUACCUACUGGUGUUGCGGUCCGUUGCUCAGAGGAGAGAAGUCAAUCGGCGAACAAGACGAGAGGACUGAGCCGACUAAAGGCGAAACUGCUGGUGAUUGCGGAGGAGCAACGUGCGACUGAGAUCAAGGAGAUAAGAGGAGAUGUGGUGAAAGCUGAGUGGGGACAGCAGAUCAGGAACUACGUGUUUCACCCGUACAAACUGGUUAAGGAUGUCAGGACAAGCCAUGAAACUUCUGAUAUCACAUCUGUGAUGGAUGGUGAUUUGGAUCCUUUCAUCAAAGCUUACCUCAAGCAUAAGUACAGCUUAGCCAUGGCUUCUUCUGUAUCCAAUUAA